Molecule: messenger RNA, 442 nt
Organism: Cercospora beticola
Lineage: Eukaryota; Fungi; Ascomycota; Dothideomycetes; Mycosphaerellales; Mycosphaerellaceae
Source: RefSeq, a predicted model, not a curated record
UUCGCUUUCGUCCGUCCACCCGAGAAUGCCGACCCCAUCUCCCAGCCUCCUUGUAAUCCCCCCUCUCGUUUCAAGCAGUGCAACAUUUGAAGUCCUUGUACCACCACCAAGACAAUCUCCCACAAGAAACAGUCCGAGCCAUGAGCGGCUUCAAGAAACUCGUUGAUCGCAUCUUGACAAGCAAAUACAACAAACCAUUUCCAGUCACAUUACUACCUUCAGCCAUCGGGUAUUAUUUGGGCGUUCAGUCUGGCAAGAAACAAGCUGAGACGCUGGCCGAGUUUCGAAAGGUGCAUGAGGAGAAUCAGGCUAUGUUGAAGGAGAUUUCAUGGAAGCAGAAGUAGAGCUGUAAUUCAUUGGUUCUGGCGUGAGCUCUGAAGCCCCACCAACAAGUAAUUUGAUUCGUCACCGCUGCGGGGCGCUUUGAGAAGCGGUGUGCCAG